This is a messenger RNA of Urocitellus parryii (Arctic ground squirrel), 1887 nucleotides long. RefSeq lists its product as uncharacterized. The record is from RefSeq and is a predicted model, not a curated record. Lineage: Eukaryota; Metazoa; Chordata; Mammalia; Rodentia; Sciuridae. Gene Ontology annotation, molecular function: DNA binding. Gene Ontology annotation, cellular component: nucleus.
CGGGUCGCUCUGCUGCUCCGGGACCGAGCUGUAGGCCGGUUGCGGGAGCCGUGGGGAGAACCUAGGAGCUCUCGGAAGCGGGGAAACGACUCUCCAAUGGUCAUAUAUUACUUUACAUAGUCAUGUUCUGCAUAAUGACAUUUCAGCCAACAACGGACCCUGUGUAGGACAGUAGUCACCAGCAGCCUCCUACAGCUGGUGGUUUACUGCAUCUUUUGAUUGUUCUCAUAUACUCAAUUUAAUUUUAUGCUAUUGUGUUCAUCAUGGCUCCUACUCACACAAAAUCCACUGCUAAAGUUGCCAGUAAGAGGCCACGUCGAGUGAUUGACCUAGAAACAAAAUUAAAAUUGAUUAAGGACUAUGAAGGUGGAAAAUCAGUAAUGGUUAUUGCUCGCCAAUCAGGGAUGUCCCAUUCCACCAUAGCUACAAUCUUGAAGAACAAGAACAAAGUGACAGAAGCUCUUAAAGGAUCUGCCUCAUUGAAGGCCACCAGACUAACAAAAAUUCGAGAAGGGCCCAUAUCAGAUAUGGAGAAACUUCUAAUGACCUGGAUUGAAGAUCAGACACGGAAGCGGGUCCCUCUCAGUACUAUGAUGAUUACAGCUAAAGCCAAAAGUUUGUUUGCAAUGUUGAAGGAAAAGGCUGGACCCGACUAUAAUGUUGAAUUCACUGCCAGCUCUGGGUGGUUCAAGCGAUUCAAGAAUCGCUAUUCAUUACAUAAUGUGAAAGGGAGUGCUGAUGUCACCAAGGAAUGUAUGAAUGGCAUCUGGAAGAAGACACUCAAGAGGUUUGUCCAUGAUUUCAAAGGAUUUGCUCAGGAAGAGGAAGGUACAAACAUGGAUAAGGCUGUGGUUGAGAUGGCCAACAACUUUACUCUGGGUAUGGAGGAGGAUGACAUGGAGCUCCUGGAGGUGGUUCCUGAGGAACUGACCAGUGAGGAGUCGUUGGACCAGGAGCGCAAAGCCCAAGAAAAAGCAAGAGAAAAGGAAACUGCAAAAGAAGAGAAAGAACUUCCAAGAAAAUUCACAGUGUCGGGUCUAGCAGAAGCUUUUACAGACCUCAACAAGCUCCUUAAAAAGUUUGAAAGCAUGGACCCCAACCCUGAAAGGUUUUCAUUAAUAGAGAAGAAUGUUCAUGGUGCAUUAUCUGUGUACAAACAGAUCUAUGAGGCAAAAAGGAAGCAAACCACCACAGACAUAUUUCUGAGAAGAGUGACACCUCAAGAGCCUCAGGCAGGUCCCUCAGGAGGCAUUGUCAUCAUAGGAGAUGAUGGCACUAUGCACAUUAUUGCCCCUGAGGACCUACCGGUGGACCAUGUCAGAGAGGGGGAAGUCAGUGAUAUUGAUGAUCCUGAUCUUGUGUAGGCCUAGGCUCAUUCGUAUGUUCAUGUCAUAGUUUUUUAACAAAAAGCUAAGAAGUUUAAGAAAAAUUAAAAAUCAAAAAAAGCAUCUAGAAUAAGGAUAUAAAGAAAAGAUUUUUAUACAGCUGUGUAAUGUGUCGGUUUUAAACUGUUAUUACAAAAGAGUCAAAGGUUUAACAUCUUAAAAAGUUGAUAAAGUAAAAAAAAAAGUCUGGUAAGGUUAAUUUGUUAUGGAAGAAUGGAAAAAUUAUAUAUUUUAAUAAUCUGGAAUAACCUAAGUGUACAGUGUUGAUAAAGUCUUACAGCAGUGUACAGGAAUGUCUGCAGCCUCCACAUUUACCCCUCACUCGCUGAUAACCAGAGAAACGUCCAGUCCUGCAAGCUCCAUUCAUGGUAAGUACCCUCUACCUGUGUACCAUUGGUUAUUUUUUAUCUUGUUUUUGCUGUACCUUAGACACACAAAUACUUAACAUUGCAUUACAGCUAAGCAUGGUGGCACAUGCCUAUAACCCCAGCAGCUUGGGAGG